UUACACUUUUUUUACACCAAUAUUUUCGUCAUUCAAUUGAAAUUCGGUUGAAUGUGAAAGAUGUUUAAUUGUUGUAAUUUAAGUAGUUCGUUUACUACUAAAGUCCUUUCUAUUACCAGACCAGCAUUCACUCACUUUACCGUCAUAGUUGUAGAGUCAAGUCAAGUCAGCUAAUUUUGAAUCGAGACCGACAAUAAUAAUAAUAUUAAAACUUGAAUUAACCUACGUUAAUUCAGUUUUAUUGUAUUUACAGUAUGAAAAUGUGAUACCUAUAGUAUACCUACUCACUAUUACUUGGAGCCCAUUAAUAUAAAUGGGAUAUUGCAUUUAAGUAAUGAAGUCAUUAGCGUGUGAACUUCCCAUAAUAAUAGUUAACCCUUUGCCGGUUUCAAUGUGUGUAAAGUUCUACGUGAAGUGAUCAUUGAAUGAUCACUCUUGAUAACAAAUCAUACACAUGUACUAUAACACAAUCUAACGUUUCGUGGAACUUCAAAAAUGUAUAAUUUUAACGUCGCGUACAUACUUUUUUUUACUAGUCACAUUGACUGAUUUCAUAAUAAAAUCUACAUGUGAUUUUCAGUGUUUUGGCCUCGAUAAAAAUGUGAUAUUUUUUUAAGACUUUAAAAUCUACAAGUGUUUUUUGAGACGCUAAUUACGUUACGUCUUACAUUGUCAGCCAUUGUUAGCCACUAUUCUCAUGGACGCAUCAUUAUUAACCGGUGUACAUAAAUUACAGACGGAAGGAACAACGACAAACAACGAAAAACACUUUUGUAAAUGAAAACCGAUAUGAAAAAUUAACAUGAUAUCAAAAUCGUUGUUCCGGUUUGGAAUCCCAUUGGGAAGUGCGACUGUUUUAACGGCGUUGUUAGAUUUUGCCGUCUCCUGUUACUGGUUCCUAAACUAUUUAGGAAGUUUUGUCUACACUCACACGUAUGACGACGUGCCUAUCGGAUUUCGAACUAUUUUCGGGUUGUGUAUAAUUUCUCUGAAAAUUAUUUUGUCGUUCUUUCUUUGGGGAUUCAUUUUCCUGGGUAGGCGAGGAAUCCUCCUUUCAUGGUUACCGAUCUCCAUUAUUGCAGACUUUCUCUUCGUAGGCUUCGGUGUGUAUAACACCACCCACGACUUGGUCUCGGACGAAAUAUGGUUCAUAAAUUUGGCCGUCGUUGUCAUCCUUCGCUUUUAUAUUACCAUCGUCCUCCUGCAAGCUUUACGACGACUCUUACAAAACGCUAAGGCGGAAGAAGCUUUAAAAACUGAUGACAUUAGCCCAUCUCGAAAAAACGAACUAGAAUUACAAAACUUUGACACAUCAACGAAACUAGAAACUAAUACGACACAGUUCAACAAAAAUGACAUUGUUGUUGUGGUGGAUUCAACAAUUCAGAGCCAGAAUAAUGCUUCCGAACCGGCAAGUUCACCCAAAUACUCGCCGAGGUUCUUGCUCAUGGAACCUGUCGGAGAAAGCAUUGAUAAGAUUUUCGAAUUUUACAAUGACAUACCAAGGCUCGGAGCAGCGAUUUUAGUAAUGUUCGAAUUUAUUUGGAACAUAUUUGCUCUUAGUUCUCAUGCACUCACUGAGUUCUUAUUGGGUGGAGGAAUGUUCUUCAUUAAAGAGGAAGAAUUGCGAAUUUGGAGGAUCAUUCUAAAUCUGGUUGGACUGCUAUUUAUCUUUAAGAAAAAGAAAACUUUCCUCCGUUUCUGGCUGAUUGCGUAUCUCUGGACUUUAUUCGCCAGCCUUUGCAUCUUUGUCUACGUCUUGGCAGACUGGCUUUACCCUCCUGUGGUUCAAAUAAUUAAUGUUUGUGCAUUUUUCUGUGGAGAUAACUCCAUUCGAUUUGGAGUCGUAUAUUUUGUACUGAGAACAACCAUUCAGCCUCCGGCAGCCACCCCUUCCAGUGACCUCAGCCCAGCUGGGUCGGGAGGAAUGCAAGUUCGAAGUAGUCAAGCAAACAAUGUGUUCAGAUCACAUAGUCUAAAAAGCCAAACCGGUCCUCGCAUUAAAAGAAAUAGUUUAUCCAAAGCUACUCGGAAGAAAUACGGCACCCGACGACUUCAUACAUUGACUGAUCCAGAUUUUGAAAUUUAUUGAAAUUUGUGUACCUUAUUUUUUGCAGAAAUUCCAUCCUGCAACGUCUCAGAGAGAUAUUAAGUGGAUCUGAUUUAUUGAUAUGUAUAUUUAUUAGUAUUUUAAUAAUUUCCUGCCAAACUAAAAAUUUGGCAGCUUUAUUUAGUCAACUUAAUUGACAAUCCUACGAAAAUGACAAUAUGUGAUUAUGUGAUAAUCAAUUAUAAUAGAUGCCAUAAUUUUAGUAUACGCAAAAAAUACCUCUUGUCAACAAUUAUAUCACACAGACUUCCAAUUUGUUUCGAUUCUCAUUAUCCGUGAUUUUAGGUUAUACAUAAACUUUUUAAAGCUGUUUAUGCAUUACUAUUAUUGUUAUAUUAUCUUAUUAUUAAAAUCAGGGUUCGGAAUACCUACUUAUUAAGGUCAAAGUCAAAAAUUUACAACCCGUGAGUUUUAAAGGGACUUUUGGGUUUUUUUAGUAAUAAAUUCAACAAAAAUUGUGGCAACUAUUGCGAAUUAAAUUAUGUACAAAAUUCCGGAUUUUCGAAAAUUAUAAUGACGACUUGUGUCUUCCUCCCAGUUCUUGCAAAACGACAAUUUUGUUUUCGUUACGAAGGGUUAAAUUCGAGUACAGUACUCGGAGUACUUGAACCAGUUUUGUAAACUGAUUACUAUUGACACGUGAAUAAAGGUCUAAAUCAAUUAAAUCUAA
Messenger RNA from Folsomia candida, 2780 nucleotides. RefSeq lists its product as uncharacterized. The coding region runs from base 803 to 2092 and encodes 429 amino acids. The transcript has 6 exons. The record is from RefSeq and is a predicted model, not a curated record. NCBI's taxonomy places the organism in Eukaryota, Metazoa, Arthropoda, Collembola, Entomobryomorpha, Isotomidae.